UUGGUACCUGCAGCCAAAGCCCAAAGGUGAAACGCCAAUGCCAGCGCCAGCCGCUUCCUUUCAAGCUCUACUCUAGGAAACCAAAUACCAAAUUAUUUUAUUUAUAAGGAAAGAGAUUUUGGAUUCCAUUUUAUUACAAAUAAACAACGUUGGAUUCGAAGCAACUGCCACUCGAUCAUUGUUUGGUCACUACCAAAAUCAAAAAGAUUUUCUGUCUUUCUAUCUUAUUUUCCUCUCACUACGCUUAAUGGCAAGAACGAUUACGGAGCAUAAGAGCAAUAUCGACUAAUCUCAGGUGACCAACAGUUUUGGAAAUCUUUCAGUUAGGAAAUGUGAGAGAAUUAGAGGAUGUGGGGAUUGCUCAAGAAAAGGAUUGCGAGGAUCUUAGGAUUAAUGAAGUAGCUAUAGAUCGGAUGGAGUUCCUUUGGCGUACAAAUACAUGCUGCUGAAUGGGAGAGAAUAAGGGGGAAGUGCUUCUUAUGUAAAAGCUGGAGCUGUGUGAUUCUGCUGGUUGAUUUGGAAACUUUAAAUUUGACCAUAUGUUGUUUCUUCAUUGUUCCUCCAUAUCACUUUUUCUACUCAGACACAAAUAACUAAGGAUUUUUCGGUGUACAAGUAAGGUUCAAUCUCUGAAGGUAUUCUACCAAGUUUCUGUCGUAUUCAUAUGUUUAUUUGAUAGGUGAUAAAAGUCGGGUUGCCACUAUGAAUCGCAAUGAUGUUGGCUCUGCAACGAAAAAUGAGUGUAAAGGAAUCACACAGCCAUAUUACACCACCAUAUCCCCAAUUCAUGACUUUUUUAGUAUCGAGUCAGAAGGUCAAAGUUCUACAACAACUGAAUGUUCUUCAUGUCCAUCUCCUCUCAUACGAACAGAAUCUCUGAGUUCUCCAAAGAAUAUGCAAGCAUCUACCGUCCAACCUGUGAAGUAUAGUUUAAAAUCUGGACCAGAUAGUCCUCCUCCUGUUUUUCACGUUCAACAUUCUAAGAGUACAUUUCAACGCUGUUCGGUGUUCUGCACCAGUUUAUACCUUUCAUCAUCAUCAAGCUCUGAAACUAAUCGGCCGCUUGGAAAUUUGCCAUUUCUUCCACAUCCUCCCACGCACAGCCAGUCCGUGUCUGCUGUUGGUUCAACAAAAUCUCCCGCGCUUUUCAGUUGGGAUAUAAGUGGUUUUCAAGUCGAAAAGGAGACUUCAGAUGCUUUUGUGAAAGACUUCCUUAAUUUGCAUGGAAAUGCUUCUGAGGGUAGCUUUCAUGGUAUAACUAGUGCAAGCGACAAUUUGGCUCUUACAGAGCAAUUGGAGCUACAGUUUUUGUCUGAUGAACUUGACAUAGCCAUUACAGACCAUGGAGAAAAUCCCAGGGUUGAUGGACAUGUAAGGUUCAAGGAGGACACUAUAGAGGAAAUAUAUGAAACAUCUGAAUCAUACACAGCUAUGGGAUUGACAUGCAAUCAGAAUUUUGCCUCUGUAGCCCCAUCUGUUGAUGAUAAUUCAAGCCUCCCCUCUCCUGGGCCAGCUACCAUGCACAAGCCAAGAAUGAGAUGGACGCCUGAGCUUCAUGAGUGCUUUGUAGAGGCCGUCAACAAGCUUGGUGGAGCUGAAAUAGAGGCUACUCCAAAGGGGGUUCUAAAGCUGAUGAAUGUUGAAGGUUUGACCAUCUAUCAUGUGAAAAGCCAUUUACAGAAGUAUCGAAUUGCCAAGUAUUUGCCAGAGAGAAAAGAAGAGAAGAAGGUUUCAUGCUCAGAAGAAAAGAAUGCAGCACCCAGUUGCAUAGAAGUUGAUGGGCGAAGGAAAGGGACAAUUCAAAUAACUGAGGCACUGCGCAUGCAAAUGGAAGUUCAGAAACAACUUCAUGAACAACUUGAGGUACAAAGAGUCCUUCAGCUGCGUAUAGAGGAACAUGCAAGGUAUUUGCAGAAGAUCUUAGAGGAACAACAGAAAGCUGGCAGUGCGUUGCUUUCUCCCAAAAGUUUGUCAUCUCAAGAUUCUGAGCUGGUACAGCCUUCCUCAUUGGAGGGUGCCCCGCAUGCCCGCUCAUCUGAGUCAAAAACUGACGCGUCAUCACUUUCAAAGAAGAGGGCAUCUGAUAGAAGUGACUUUGAGCAACAAGCAUGCGUUAAAAAGAUGCAUCUAGAAGAGAAGCCAGAAUCAGCCGUGGAAGAGGUUGUGGUCGAAAAUCCUGUGCAAUAAGGAUGGCUUUCUUCAUUGACACUACAACAUCGCCCAUUUCCCGAAUGCGGCAAAAAUUGUGCAGCUCUUGUAGACUUGUGAAUGUCUUGUAAAGUAGUAAUUGAAUUUAGAUUUGCUUGAUUUGUAUCAAUGGGCACAUUUUGUGAAUGUCUUCAACUCAAGAUAUGGUUUGAAGAAAAUCAAGAACUUUAAUAUUUUAGAAUCA
Molecule: messenger RNA, 2392 nt
Organism: Manihot esculenta (cassava)
Lineage: Eukaryota; Viridiplantae; Streptophyta; Magnoliopsida; Malpighiales; Euphorbiaceae
Product: myb family transcription factor PHL6
Exons: 11
Coding region: 703-2187 (494 amino acids)
Molecular function (GO): DNA-binding transcription factor activity; DNA binding
Source: RefSeq, a predicted model, not a curated record